Molecule: messenger RNA, 944 nt
Organism: Alosa alosa (allis shad)
Lineage: Eukaryota; Metazoa; Chordata; Actinopteri; Clupeiformes; Clupeidae
Gene: psmb4
Product: proteasome 20S subunit beta 4
Exons: 7
Coding region: 28-804 (258 amino acids)
Cellular component (GO): proteasome core complex
Source: RefSeq, a predicted model, not a curated record
CCAUACGUCAUUUCCUAUAGUUUCAAAAUGGAUCCCAGCGGCUUGAAGCUCAGCUUUUGGGAGAAUGGACCAAAACCCGGUCAAUUUUAUUCUUUUCCCGGAAACAACAGCAUCACAACUCCUGGUUGUGGACCGGUUAGGCACACAUUAAACCCGAUGGUGACAGGCACAUCAGUGUUGGGUGUGAAGUUCACGGGUGGGGUCAUCAUUGCUGCGGACAUGUUGGGCUCAUACGGCUCCUUGGCCCGUUUCCGCAACAUCUCCCGCCUCAUGAAGGUCAACGACAACACUAUCCUUGGUGCCUCUGGAGACUAUGCAGAUUACCAGUACCUCAAACAGAUCAUUGAGCAGAUGGUAAUUGAUGAGGAGCUUUUAGGAGAUGGCCACAGUUACAGCCCCAAGGCCAUACACUCCUGGCUGACCCGUGUCAUGUACAACCGCCGGAGUAGAAUGAACCCACUCUGGAACACAGUGGUCAUCGGGGGAUUCUACAAUGGUGAAAGCUUCCUUGGCUACGUUGAUAAACUGGGAGUUGCGUAUGAGGCGCCGACUGUGGCCACAGGCUUUGGUGCCUACCUAGCUCAGCCUUUGAUGAGAGAGGUGGUGGAAAACAAGGUGGAGAUCACAAAAGAUGAGGCGCGGGAGCUGAUUGAGCGCUGCCUGAAGGUUCUCUACUACCGUGACGCCCGCUCCUACAACCGGUAUGAGAUUGCAAUUGUGACACAGGAGGGAGUGGAAAUUGUUGGACCCCUGUCAUCUGAGACAAACUGGGAUAUUGCACACAUGGUCAGUGGAUUUGAAUGAGAGCUGUUUGCAUCUGCCCUUCCACGUCUGAAUGACCUGUUGUUCAAGCCUCACUGAGUAAAUUACUGCUAAUGUAGAAUGGCUGUCCCUUUUUUGCUUUCUUCUCUUUUGUAUAACAAUAAAUAUGUAAAACAUAAAAA